Messenger RNA from Plasmodium cynomolgi strain B, 2790 nucleotides. RefSeq lists its product as hypothetical. Gene Ontology annotation, molecular function: protein binding. NCBI's taxonomy places the organism in Eukaryota, Apicomplexa, Aconoidasida, Haemosporida, Plasmodiidae. The record is from RefSeq and is a predicted model, not a curated record. The transcript is spliced from 6 exons. Bases 1 to 2790 code for a protein of 929 amino acids.
AUGAUUACCGAUUCGGAAGCCCCAACCUACAAUUUCAACAGCGAUGACGAAGCCCCCUGCGAGUACCUGAACGAUGUCUAUGCGAUAAGCGAAGACACAUUUUCGUUUAAAAUUAUCAAGCAGUUGGGGGAGGGCUACUACAGUCCCGGAAAUGGACACAAAGUAAAAAUAAUAUACUACGAACUAGGUUCCGAGGACAAAAUCGCUAGUGCUAACGUGUAUUUAGGAAAGAACGACAAACUGCCCUAUAUUUGCGAAAUUGCUGCAAAGUGUAUGAAGCCAAAUGAGGUCUGUAUCAUUCAGGCCCCAAAGCUAUUUACAAGUAAUUACCCCCCACACACAUACACAUGUGGAAAACGUGUAAACAAACACGUUCCAAAUAUAUGCAGCACGUUUUGGCACAUACACACACACACACCUCUAACCACUGCAGAAAUAUUUAGCAACUCUGAACGGAAGAACAAGUAUGAUAGGAAGGAAAACUUCAGGACGGAGUUUAAAAAGGCCCUAAGAUUUAAACAGAAGUGUGUCGAAAAGUACAUAAGCUAUUCCAUCGUGUCAACCUUGAAAAAAAUAAAAUUAAGUUCAAACGAUGUAAAAUUGUUAGUGCGAAAAAGGAAAUUAAAGAAUGCUAACCGGGAUGUAAAGCACAAUGUGUCACAAAAAAGCGCGCCAAAUGAAGAACUCAUAGGAGAAGACCCACACAAGUGCUCAGAAUCGUUGACCUUAGAAGAUAUUAACAAUGUGAGGUAUAAAUUUUUAAAAGAGGAAGAACUGAGCACAUACGUUGUGUACUUGAAAGAAUAUAACCGAGUCGACAUUCUAAAUGAUGACAAAACCAUAAUAAAGGAAGUCAUGAGAGAAGGGAAAGGAAUUGUUACCCCCAAAAAAAAUGAUUACAUUGAUUUUUUUAUACAAGAUGGUAAGAAGGCCGAGUUUAUUCACACCACCUUAGAGGAACAUAAUUUAAAAUACAGAGGGCUCUUCAAAAUUUUGCAAAAUAUGAAAAAAAAAGAAAUGUCCAAAAUUGUUCUUAAAGGUUUGGAAUGUCUCCACAUCUACCACUCCGCAAAGAACACACACAUAGAAAAAGAUCAGCUAAAUGGCCAGGAAAAAAAUCCAGACGACACGCAGAAGGGUCAAAGUGACUUUUGCCACGAUGAGAAGCAGAAGAGCAUCGUGAACGAGACAAAUAUGUCCAACUUUGAAACAAAUCAAGUGAAACAAAAUCAUGGUGAGAUAAAAGAGGGAAAGAAUGUCGAUCUCUAUGUUAGAGACGAAUUACCAAAGCAGAAGAAAGAAAUAAUUAUAGAACUAUUGGACUUUAAAAAGUCCAAACGGGUUAAUUUUUCUUCAAUUAUCAACUUGAACGACACAGAAAAGCUACUGUUUUACGUGUCCGAAGAUGGAAAAAAUAAAACCCCAAACAAACCAAUCAUUGACACCGAUUGCGAGUUGAUAAUCCAUUUAAGUAUCAAUAAUGAUAAGGACAGAACAAAAGGCAAAAGAAUACAUUUGCCGAUUCAUUUCUGGAAGAACAAUGGCAGUAUUAAAAAACGAAAGGCAUUUUUUCUUUUUUCGUACGGGUCAUGCUUCACUGCUCCUCUUUGGUUUUAUGAAUGCUUCAAGGGGCUAAAGGAGGGAGAUGAAGUAAUCAUUCCUUUGUCAAAAAACAGAAAUAUUUUUUCGGAGAACCAGUUCGCUUACCAUUUAAUUUUUGAGGAAAACGCCCAAGGGGAAAAAGUGAAACACCCGAAAGGCGCCAAACGUGAAGUUGAAGGUGAUAUUCAAACGAACAAUGCCGUAAAGGACGACCGAAAAGAGUCCACCCAAAAUGACAGUCACCAAAUAACAAAAAGGAACCAUUCGGGGAGGAAAUCGUCCAAAGUAAAGGACCGAAAAUUUGUCCAGCGCCUAAUUUCCAACCGAAACAAGGGCAAAGGCUUCUAUCUAAUAGAUGGAUUGAAAAAAAACCAAGUGGAUCGCUUUUGCGAAGUCAGGCGGAAAAAAUUUUACAAAAGUGUAGCCAACAUUCAAAAAAGGGAAAAACUUACCAGGAUGAAGCAUCAGCUGAGGAAACAACUUUACGAAGAUAGCUCGUCAAAGGAGUAUAUCUCAAAAAAGGGUGAACAGAAAGGACAAAAAACGGAUAACUUUUCAUUCUUUAAAAGAUCCCUAAAAAAUGUGUACUUUGAGAAAUCUUUUUACGAAAAAGAUGCCAUUUUAAAAAUAAAAAUUGUUAAACUUAUUUGUAAAAAGAAAGACCCGUGGAAUAUGAAUAUGUCAGAACAAAUUGAAUACCUAAAAAUUUACAACAAAAUGGGCAAUACCUUUAUGAAAAAAAAUUUACACUAUGCAGCCUCACUUCAUUACAUAAAAGGCUUCGAUAUAUUUCGCUUUUCCAAAAUUUACAGUUUAAUUUUUGAGGAAAAGAAAAUAAAUGUGUCAAAUUUAGCCACUGAUGACAUGGCCAAGGAGCUCGUACUACACAUGGAAAAAAUACUAACCAAUUUGGCUAUUUCUCACUACAAAUUAGGAAACUACAACGAAUGUGUUAAGUAUGCGGAAAACGCUGCUAUUAUAAAUCCAGAAAAUGUUAAAUGCAUUUAUUGGAAACAUAUGGCAUAUUUACAGCAAAAUAAAUAUCACCAAAUCAUAAAAAAUUUGAACAACUCUUUUUGCCUCAACAAUUUAACACUGCUUAAGUUGUACAACACCGCACGCGUAAUAAAGAAAAAACAGGACGCCCACUUUAAUUCACUUUUUUACGCCAUGUACGAUCAGAAGUGA